AUGGAAAAUAUAGAGUCAUAUAUUAUCACAUACCAGAAGAAGACAAAACAGGAAGUAAUACGGACAUGGGAAGGAACGGGCAACCAACUGGACAGAGGGAAAUUAAUCUUACAGAUUCAGCCGUGGGGGAGAAUCAAAAUAUCCUUGUCUGCGAGCCUCCCCCUAAGCAGGAAUAAGAUACAAUCAUUAAAAAUCUAUAUUAUAAGAAAGCUAGACACGACCCCAAAACAAACAAACAAUGAGGAUAAGGGUGAUCUAACAAUAAUACUAAUAUAUAUAAAACCCGAAGAAGAAACAACCAGGAUCCCAGGAAAACUAGGAUCAGUAACAAUAGGUAUAUAUAACGAAAAGAGUUAUCAGAAGUUACCUAAGAACUCUAUGGAAUACUUAUAA
Molecule: messenger RNA, 393 nt
Organism: Plasmodium inui San Antonio 1
Lineage: Eukaryota; Apicomplexa; Aconoidasida; Haemosporida; Plasmodiidae
Exons: 1
Coding region: 1-393 (130 amino acids)
Source: RefSeq, a predicted model, not a curated record